Molecule: messenger RNA, 4807 nt
Organism: Drosophila grimshawi
Lineage: Eukaryota; Metazoa; Arthropoda; Insecta; Diptera; Drosophilidae
Exons: 4
Coding region: 1-2583 (860 amino acids)
Cellular component (GO): membrane
Source: RefSeq, a predicted model, not a curated record
AUGGAAACAGGUGCCAAUAUUGCAGUAUUGACAGACGUCUCGUUUGCAGACUUUGAAACAAAAAGCAGCGACGAGAAUGCCACUUUCGAUAACUAUGGCCCGUGCCAGGCAAAGCACGACAUGACUAUGACUCUCGACCUGUCGUUAGGCCAGAAGGCAGAGAACCUUUUCGCAACGGACCAAACGCCGACGCCCACACGACUCAUCAAGAACUGUGAUGAAGUGGGCCUGUUCGAUGAUCUGCAGCAUGUUAAUCCCUUUGAUAUCGGCUUUCAGCGGGCUGCCGAGCAAAAUGCAGUUGCAGGCACAGCAAUGCCUGCCACGCCGACACGCUCGGAAGCGCCGCCGACUGAUGGCGACUCCCUGCACACGCCACAGGUAUAUCCCGUGGAGGCGGCACAACUGACCGCAGCAGCGCCAGCAGUCAGACAACACAGCAGUCCACUGGAUCUGCCCAUGGCUAACAUGGAAGAGCUGCUGGCUACUCCAACGCAACCUGCAACAGCGCCCGAAGUCACACCAACAAUUAAUGGUGUGCCACCAGUACAUGUAAUCCAGCCACAAGUAAUCACUUGGGUGCUGCCCACAACGACAUUACCCGUAAGCACAAUACCUGCCAGCACAAUUAGCAAGCCACCCCAGCAGUCUGUGCGUCCCUUCAUCUUGCCCAAGCCCAGCAGAGCUAUCAGCUCCAAAGUUGGCGCUUUAAUGCCUAGCACAACGCCAGUGCAUGAGCCCAGCAGCGCUAGUCUGACGCCCACAUCACAGCUGCCCAUCAAGGAACGCCUCAAGGCGAUACUCAACAGCAGCAACAACAACAAAACCAAGCAGCGCAGCUUUCAAACGCCUCCGCCCAAAGUUAAGACAGCAGUUAAGCGCAACGAAGAUUCCAUGGAGCGACGCCGUGCUGCUGCAAGCCGUUAUCGCCACAAAAUGCGCAAUGAGCACAAGGAUAUUAAGGAUCACAAUGCACAACUACAGCAAGAGAUUCGCCAGUUGCGGGAGCGCAUUGCGACACUAGAGCGAGAACUACAGCUGCAAUAUGACAAUAACAAAAACAACAAUUUUAGCGGGGGACUCCGACGUCGUCCCAUACAGCAGGCGGCAAUGGAAACGCAGCAAUAUGAGCAGCUUAUGGAGAAUCAUGCGCGACGCCGGCUGCAGCAGCAGUUUGAACGGCAGCUGGAGCUGAUCAAACUAAAGAUGAUGCGGCAGCGACAGCUGCUGGAGCAGGAACGAUAUCGCCAGCGGCAGCAGGAGAUGCGAGUGAUGGCCGAAUCGGAAAAUGAUUACGAGAACGAUAACGAAAACGAAAACGACAACGACAAUAAUAACAAUCUGAACAAUCAGCAGUACGAUCAAUAUGAUAAUGCCGAGGGCGAUGCGGCCUAUGGCAGUCCCUUGGAUGCUGUACCAGAUGUGCGUCCUCCACCACCGCCUCUGAUGCAGCUGCCGCUGCCCAAUUUCAAUAGGCUGGACGCAAUCGGUGGCUACGGUCGCAAUCCUCCUGGAGUGCUCCGUGAGCGCAUUCCCUUCGCCGUCGGACCAAAUGAUGCUCGUUUCUUUGACAACGCCAACGAUCCAUCGGGUGAGCUGGACUCGCGGGCCCUGGACGACUACGAGGAGUAUGCACCGGCACCGGAACUAUUGGCAGCCGAUUCGGUAACGGCCAAGAGCAAGCUGGCCACCGCGGCGCCGGCGCCAAAGCCCAUGGAGUCUCCCAAGCUGCUGGACACGGCCACCGCCAAUUUCCAUCGGAUCAAGCCACAAACGGCGGCCGCAGCUGCCGUAGCCGGCGUCAAUCUGCCCCAGUCGAAGGACACGCCCAACGAGAUUAACGCCCUCAUCGAUAAGCUGCAAAAGCAAAGCAAAUCCCCCCUGCUCGCUUACCCGGCCAGCACUGGCGACACCAAUGAGCACAUUGUGCUGCGCCAGCAUCUGGGCCUCAACAGCGAAAUGGGCGUCUACAUUGUGGCCCUCAUAGCGGGCGUCAGCGCGGCGGUGACUGUCGGCCUAUUAGCGCUAGGCGUUACCUGGUUCCAUAAUCGCAGCAAGGCCGCCGCGGAUGUCGACUAUCCGGCUUACGGCGUAACCGGUCCCAACAAGGACGUAUCUCCGUCGUGCGAUCGCAAGCUGGCGCAGAGCGCUCAGAUGUAUCACUAUCAGCACCAGAAGCAGCAAAUCAUUGCAAUGGAGAAUUGCCAAGCGACCGACGGCAGCUGCGGCCUGUCCGAUGUAGAGAGCGACGAUGACAACGAGGAGGGCGACUAUACCGUCUAUGAGUGUCCCGGCUUGGCGCCCACCGGCGAAAUGGAGGUAAAGAAUCCGCUCUUCCUGGAUGAGACGCCGGCCACGCCAGCCAUUGGUGCAAGCAGUGCGCCAACAGCAGCUGCUGCAGCGGCAACCAACAAAGCAGGCACCACGAACACCAACACCACCACUAAUAAUAACAUUACGCAGGCCACGGCUCAGCAACCGGCUACGCAGAAAAAGGGCACCGUCAAGCCGAACAUGAAUCUGUUGAAUGCUGCAGCCUCCGCUGCUGCCACUGAGGAGAAGCAGAAGCGCAAGACCAAGAAGUAAAUUGGGCAAAGUUGAAAGUCUUUCUCUCACUCUCUCUCCCGCUCUGCCUAUUGCUCUCUCUCUCUCCCUCUCUCGCACCGUCUAUCUGUCUAUCGCUUUCUCUUGGCAUGCCAUGUGCUUAGGCAAUUGGUAAAGUUUGACUGAUCCAUUUUGUCAGCCAACAGACACUAGACACAAGGUACGCGUAUGUACAUAACACACACCCACAUACACACACGCCCACACACACAUACAUACAUACGCGCGCAUGUAUAGAUUAUGUAUUCCUAAUGAAAAGUCCAUGGAAUUAAAUUCCACGGCUGCAGGUGCACUCGAGUGCAAGAAACGCGUCAACGUCAGUUUGAAGGCACAAAACAAAACAAAACCAAAUAAUAUAAAAUAAAACUCUCUCUCUUAUCUUCCUCGUCCCCCUUUAAGUGUAAGCCCCAUCAUUAUAUGAUAUUUUAUGUAACGUAAUCGUAUCGUAUCAUAAUCGUAUUGCUAUGAAGUAAUACCAGCUCUUAGCACGUAUAAUAUAACAAUAUUCUGCAACUCCUGCUGUUCCUGCUCCUCUCCUUGACUGUUUUCUGCUUAUGUGAAUCCAAGUCAGAAUAUUCUGCAAGCGAUUUCCUGUGGUGCGAUGUCAAUCAAAUGCAGAUGCACACACAAUUUUGCCUGGCAUAAUAUUUGUUCCAUAACAAGUCCAGUCCUCGCUCCUCCAUCUCCUUUCCUGACAAAAUUCCCCCCUAAAAUGAAUAAACAUAAUAUGCUACUGAUUCUAUUUACAUACAAUCCAAAAUGUGUACUUAUUUAUAUUGUAUUGUAAUUUAACAUUUUAUUGUACUUUAUAUCAACAAAACCACAACAACAGCAACAACAACAAAAGCAACAUUUUUUGUCUGCAAAAAGAAUCAAUUUAUAAGGAAAAGAAAAUACUAUUUUAAAGUCUGCAUAUUGGCAUUGGAACAAGAAAAACCAAAUAAAAAUAAAAGCAUAAAACAUAACAUAACAUAUACUUAUUAUGUGUAUUAUGAUCGUACAUGCACACAUAUACAUACGUACAUGUGUGUGUGUGUGUGUAGUGCAUACAUAUAUACAUACAUAUACCUAUAUUCGUGUAAUUAUUGUAACAUACUACUUAUAUAUACAAGCCUAAUGAAAUUAAUUACUUAUGGUAUUCCCAAGUUUAUUUUCUAAAUUAUUGUACUACGCUUUGUGAUCUUAAAUUAUCUGUGUCAAUUUAGAAAUACAAUUCUGGUAACCAACAUAUACAUACACACAUAUAGUACUAUAUAUAUAUACAUAUGUAUAUGCAGUAUAUGUAUGUACCUAUCAUAUUGAAGCAAGAUGAUCUAUGGAAAGCGAUGAUUAGGAAUGAGAAGAAUUAUUUACAAGUAUAACUUAACAAUAAUUUCCUGCACAUUCAUGUAAAGUAAAUGAAAAACGACUGAUAACACACAAAAAUACACGAGUCUAUUGUACAAAAACGAAAGUAAUGAAAGAAAACGCAAUUUAUUUAUUAAUUAGUGAAAAAUUAACUGAAACGAAAUAGUAGAUGUUCCAAAUUCCCCCCAAAAAAUGAGAAAAUAUUAGCGAAACAUUUAAUUAUGUAUCUCAAUUGCUGUAAAUAAAAACAUACAAAUAAACAAAAGACGUAUGUGAACUAACUAUAUACGACACAUACAUAUUUACUAGAACAAACAAAACAAAGACAACAACAACAAAAACAAAAACAACGUAAACAAUUGCGGCCGUAACAAUACACUGAGAAACGUCAGAAAAACUCACGAGUUUAAAAAGAAUACAACUUAUAUACACAUAGAACUACAAUAACAACUACGAGUAAAAGCUACUAAAACAAAAAGAAAAAAAAAGAAAAGAAAAUAUUGAAAAUUGACAACUGCUAAGCAUGUUGGAUUAGACAUGGAAGUACUUAUAUGCAUCUAUUUUAUAUUGUUUUCAACAAUACCAAUUGGAAAUGUACUUUGCAAACCAAUAAUAAAUAUGCAAACGAAAUGUUAAACGAAAUGUUGAGUUUGAAAUAUAUAUUUUAUGGAGUUUUCCGAUGACCGAAACAAAUGCAGAAUACAAAUAUGUACGAUUACUUGAUAGAAAUUGAAAAAAGAUAAAUACCUACAUAUAUUGUGCAUAAAGAAUAUAAUUUAAUUUAUUUAUGUAUUGUAUGAUAACCAUAAUAACACAAAUUAUACAAUAUGCAUACAAAAUAAAUUAAACUAACCCAAAA